GACUAAAGGACUUAUCCAGUCCUUUAGUCCAAGAUUCUUCUUUCAUGUUAAUGAGAAAUCUGAUGGACACAACUCCUCUCACCACCCAGUGCGCUGGACUCAUCCCAGAAAACGUCACUUCCAUUUCAGGAAAUAGGACAGCACUGUCUGGUCCUUUUAUUUUAUUUGUUAAGCAGGAAAAUGGCGGAAGGAAAGAUUCUCUCACUGCACUGCAGUUUUGAACAAGAUAAGAAACCGGACUUCUGUGUGGAACUUCUGGAGAAGCUGAACUAAGCAGAAGAGAGAUUGAACCCUCACAGCUACACAGAGUGUUGCAUUUUAACUGUUUUCUUUGAAAGAGUUUAUAAAAGUAAGAACUUUUUAACAUUUAAAUGUCCAAUAGAACUUAAACAUGCACUAUAAAAAUUAAUAAAAUUCAAGUCAACUUUAAAUGUUGCUGUGAACACGGUUGCUCCCCUAUCAUACUUUGCUCCAACCCUGUGAGGGGGGCUUUUUGGCCACAGAAAUUUCAGCAAAUUUUCAGGUCUUGAGUGGCACAACUGUUGCAUCAGUUGGUCAUCAAGUGAGCAUGAGUUGAAAGCCUGGUAACAUCGAUCCACAGAUCCACACUUCAGACUGAACAAAUUUAAAAGAAUGGGGUCAUCAACAAAAGAAAUGAAGGCGAUGCUAGAGCUUGUGACAGACAAGAUGAGCUUCUCCUUGAAAGAAUGUACAUCCUGGACAAGGUCUCUGAACUUCUAAUGCGUGUGUAGAGAAGAUGACCAUGAGCAGAUCUACCAAGAAGAAAAUCUAAUAUAUUUUUGGAGUUGAAGUGUUAAUUCAAGAAUUGCCUUUGGAAGAGAAUAAACUUAAAGAGGUUUAGCAGUGGUAAAGAUGAAGUCUGCAAGAGAUACAUUUACUCCUUUUGUCUUUAUUAGAAGAGGCCGCACCAGCAUUUCAAAGACGAUCUCAACUCUGACGAUAAUUUUUCUGAUUUUUGCUAUUUUCUCUCUGAAUUUUGAGCUCUGUUUUUGCUCGUGUGCCCGGGCUGAGUAUGAGAUAGAUGGAAGAUGUUGUCCCAUGUGUGCACCUGGGAACCAUGUUUAUAGGCACUGCACUGAGGACACCAGCACUGCCUGUGUUCCAUGCUAUCAUUCAACUUUCAUUGAUGCACCAAACGGACUCACAGACUGCUUUAGCUGUACAGUGUGUGAUCCUGGUCGGGGUUUAAGAGAAAACACUGUCUGCACUCGAUCAUCAAAUACAGUCUGUGAGCCACUAGAUGGAUAUUACUGUACUCAUCAGUACAGUGGCAGUUGUAUACUAGCUGAGAAACACACAAAAUGCACCCCUGGACAAUAUAUAAAGCACAGAGGAACAGCAUUUAAAGAUACUGAAUGUGCUGAAUGUUCAGAUGGAACCUUCUCUAACAGCUCUCUUCAGAUUUGUCAGCCACAUUCAAAAUGUGAAAAUCUGGGACUUACAGAAAUAAAGCCAGGAACACGUUCUUCUGAUGCUGAAUGUGGAAAUAAAACUCCAGCUGCUCUGAUAGCUGGAAUCAUAGUUCCUGUUCUCAUCGUGGCUGUUGCAGUUAUCAUUUUUUUUAAAAUUAAACAUAAGACUGCCCAACAUCCAGCUGGGCAUGAUAGCUUGAUUCCAACAGAAGAAAAUUUAUAUGGUAAUCUUUCAAGAAAACCACAGUGUUCAAGAAAAAGUCAGUUCAAGAAACCUCCACAGUGAUUCCUUUGCUGCUACUUGGCAGCAGCUUUGUAGUAGAGACACAGGAGUACGAGAGACUACAAGACAACAACAGUAUGGCCUGUUCUAUGUGAUAUGAAGUCACACGCAGGCCAGAAGACCAAAAGUCAUCCAUAUUGUUCCAUUACUUCUUUUCAGAGACUUUAAAAGAUUUAAGGAUUCAUGUGGAUGUUCUUUGUGACACUUAAAAAGUGACUGUUGUUCAAGAAGGAGACUGUGAAAGGAGAUAAGGACUUGUUUGUGCCUAUCUCCUAUCUAUCCUACCAAACAAGCCUAUGGUACAGGAGUUGGAACUGGGAUUUACCACCAUCGUAAAACUGGGUGAAAGGUGACCACUCAGGAACCUUCAAGGCCUUGGACCUAACUAAAAGCGACUCUUGCUGACAUCAAGAUGCACGCAAGGGACAUUAUCUUUGUUGACUGAAUCUCACCAAUGACGUUCAUUAAUGUUUCCAACCUUGUCUACAUUAUAAAUUUGAUUUGUUAUGAUGAAUCAGCAAUUGCAUGUGUAGACUGUGUAAUUUACAGAAAAUCAGUUCUCUCCUGCCUUAACGUCAUAGCUGGGUUUGUAUGUUUCACUCCCAUUUCUGUCCUGGUUAUUUUAUGCCUUUGGUUUGUGUUGUCUUUGUCUCGUACUAUCUUUAUUUUGCUUUUCCUUAUGAUUUCCUGUGAAAAAAACUUUUUUUUUUGCUCUGUUAUUGUCCUUAUUACUGUACACGUCAUGUGUUGUUGGCAUUUCCAAACAUCCUUCCUUUUGUUUUGUUUACUUUAAUAUUCAUGUGUUUCAUGUUUUCAUGCUAGAUAAAGUGACCUUGAGCUUUGGAAAGGCACUAUGUAAAUAAAAUUAUUAUUAUUAUUAUUAUUAUUAUU
Molecule: messenger RNA, 2607 nt
Organism: Colossoma macropomum (tambaqui)
Lineage: Eukaryota; Metazoa; Chordata; Actinopteri; Characiformes; Serrasalmidae
Product: tumor necrosis factor receptor superfamily member 14-like
Exons: 11
Coding region: 874-1719 (281 amino acids)
Biological process (GO): apoptotic process; positive regulation of cytokine production involved in immune response; signal transduction
Cellular component (GO): membrane; external side of plasma membrane
Molecular function (GO): protein binding; transmembrane signaling receptor activity
Source: RefSeq, a predicted model, not a curated record